Messenger RNA from Lachancea dasiensis, 846 nucleotides. NCBI's taxonomy places the organism in Eukaryota, Fungi, Ascomycota, Saccharomycetes, Saccharomycetales, Saccharomycetaceae. The record is from the annotation of a GenBank genome assembly.
AUGUCAAGGCUAGCAGAUUCGUUGGCCAGAGUUGCCAUACCCUUGGGUCUCGCUGCUUCCGGUUUACAGUAUUCCAUGUACGAUGUUAAAGGUGGCUCCAGAGCUGUGAUCUUCGACAGGUUGAGCGGGGUUCAGCAACAAGUAGUGGGCGAGGGUACUCAUUUUCUGAUUCCUUGGCUGCAGAAAGCAGUUCUUUACGACGUAAGGACUAAACCCAAGAAUAUUGCCACAAACACCGGUACCAAGGAUCUACAAAUGGUGUCCCUAACCCUACGUGUCUUGCACAGACCGGAUGUUAUGAAGCUGCCCACGAUUUACCAGAACCUGGGUCUAGAUUACGACGAAAGGGUGCUGCCAUCGAUCGGGAAUGAGGUUCUGAAGGCAAUUGUAGCCCAGUUCGAUGCCGCAGAGCUCAUCACUCAGAGAGAAACGGUUUCGCAACGUAUCCGCCAAGAAUUGUCGCUAAGAGCUAACGAAUUCAGCAUCAAGCUGGAGGACGUUUCCAUCACGCAUAUGACCUUCGGUCCCGAAUUUACCAAGGCUGUGGAGCAGAAACAAAUCGCUCAGCAGGAUGCAGAGAGAGCUAAAUUCGUGGUUGAACUGGCCGAACAAGAAAGACAGGCUUCGGUGAUCCGCGCAGAGGGAGAAGCAGAGUCUGCUGACUGCAUUUCCAAGGCUUUGGCCAAGGCCGGUGACGGGUUGCUGCUGAUCAGAAGGAUCGAAGCAUCCAAGGAGAUCGCCAAAACGCUGGCGAACUCCUCUAAUGUGACGUAUUUGCCAGGUGGCCACGGUUCUGGUGGCGAAGCUCAAAACCCCAACUCACUACUGUUGAACCUGGGACGCUAG